Molecule: messenger RNA, 1125 nt
Organism: Plasmodium adleri (nom. inval.)
Lineage: Eukaryota; Apicomplexa; Aconoidasida; Haemosporida; Plasmodiidae
Product: Plasmodium exported protein (PHISTc), unknown function
Exons: 3
Coding region: 1-1125 (374 amino acids)
Source: RefSeq, a predicted model, not a curated record
AUGGCUGUUAGUACAUAUAAUAAUACAAAAAGGAGUGCUCUAAGAUGUGUCCUUAAAAGACAUGGCCUUCUAUCCGUUGUUGCUAUCAUUUGUAUGUUAUCAUUGCAAAAAAUAAAUGAAAUGAUUGACAAAUCUGAUGAAUUUAUAAAUAGAAUUGAUAUGCAUAUAAUAUUUAGUUUUGUACACGAUGCUGAGAUGGAAAAAUUUAAAAAAGUAGAAGAAAAUGUAUUUAAAUUUAUUGAAAGUAUAGCAGAAACAUAUAAAAUACCUGAUGAAUAUAAAGAGAAAAAAUUCAGACGUGCACAUCUUGAUAUGCAAGGAAAUUUAAUACAAAAAGAAAAGUUCUUUUUACAAUAUUCUGAUCUUUCUUUAAAUGGUAAAAUAUGUGAACGUAAAAUUUUUAAAGAAGUUUUAGAAUAUGUAAAAGGUGAAUGGGCUGAAUUUAGAAAAUUAAUGUUUGAAUUAUGGAAGGAAAAAUUAGCUUCUGAAUUCAGAGAAUAUGGUGAAAUGUUAAAUCAAAAAAGAAAAAUUAAACAACAUGAACUUGAUAGAAGAGCACAAAGAGAAAAAAUGUUAGAAGAACAUAGUAGAGGAAUAUUUGCAAAAGGAUAUUUAGGAGAUGUAGAAUCAGAAACUGUAAAGAAGGGAACGGAACAUCAUGAAAAUGAAUAUGAAGAAAAUGUCGAAAAACCAAAAGAGCAAAAAACUGAAGUUGAAGAAAUUACUGAAGAAGAAGUUAAAGUUGAUGAACCAAAAGACGAAAUUACAGUAGAAGAAGUUAAUGUUGAAAAACCAAAAGACGAAAUCACAGUAGAAGAAGUUAAUGUUGAAAAACCAAAAGACGAAAUCACAGUAGAAGAAGUUAAUGUUGAAAAACCAAAAGACGAAAUCACAGUAGAAGAAGUUAAUGUUGAAAAACCAAAAGACGAAAUCACAGUAGAAGAAGUUCAUUUUGAAGAACCAAAAUUACAACAACAAAAAGUCGAACAACCAAAAGUACAACAACAAAAAGUUGAACCACCAAAAGUACAACAACAAAAGCUUCAAAAUGGAAAAGGACAGAAACAAGCAUCACCAAAAGCAAAGGGAAAUAAUCAACAGAAAUCAAAAAAAAGAAAUUUUUAA